CAUGUAGACGCAAGUAAACUCUAAACGACUCAAAAUGGGCACACUAACACUGUCAAUUGAUUAGUAAAAGCCGGCAAGUAAUGUUGUGUUUUUAGACAAUAGCGACAUGAAAGUUCGGUUAUGUAGGAAACAAGAUGGCGCUGUCCAUGGAGACGUCACCUGCAAGGGUCAGUUUAUGCGGUUUUCUGCUUGGAUCGACGUCAUUCUGGGUGUAUUUACUAUGCAAUUUACUCACAAUUCUUCAGGAAUUAUGGAACAGUCACUUUUGGAUUGUCAUUGUUGCCGGGUGGUCUUUCUGCAUGCUGGGAAUGACACGGAUGUUGUUGACAGACAGGCAGGCAUACAUUGAACAUGUUCAGAGUAUUUAUAGAGCCUGGUUCCUGGGAAGUGGCUGCGGCCUUGGCCUUGUGAUAAGCUGUCACUGUCCGUCCAUUAGUCACUUUGGAUGGUACUUCACAGCUCUGAGCAUCUUCCACUGGUCAGAGUAUUUCACGAUGGCAGUGACCAACCCUCGGUCUCUUGCUCUGGAGUCGUACCUGCUUGAUCAUAGCAAAGAGUAUGCGGUGGCUGCAGUAGCCAGCUGGGUGGAGUUCACUGUGGAAUGGUUUUUAGCACCUGGUCUCAAACAGUUUCGAUACAUCAGCCUAUUGGGACUUUCGUUUGUGAUAUCGGGUGAGGUGGUGCGAAAGCUGAGUAUGAUCACCGCCUCUACGAACUUCAACCAUUACGUGCAGUACAGGAAACAGCGCGAUCAUCAACUGGUCACCCAUGGCAUAUACUCACUAUGCAGGCAUCCGUCCUAUGUUGGCUGGUUUUUAUGGAGUAUUGGAACUCAGAUUAUUCUGUGUAACCCAGUGUGCCUUAUUGGCUAUACCAUAGUGUCAUGGCGGUUCUUCAACGAGAGAAUAUACGAGGAGGAAAUAGCCCUGCUCAAUUUCUUUGGGGAGGACUAUUUGGACUAUCAACGACGAGUUGGAACUGGGAUACCUUUCAUAAAAGGUUUUGAUGGAUCUGGUCAUAAAAUAUGAUUAUAGUGUUAUUUUAGUGUAAAAAUAUUUAUUUAAUUAAAUAAAAUGGCUAAUAUGGAAUGAUUAUUUACGCACCUUGAUUAACCCGGUUUUCCCAAAGACGGGCUUAAUGGAAUAAGCAUGAUGUUUGCUCAAUGUUUAAUAGUAAAUAAAUUCAUAAACAAUUGCUCAGAAGUCAAAAUGCUAGUUCCUACCUAGUAAAAUAUUUGUAUUGUUAAGUUAAGUAUUUCAUUAUUCCCACUGCCAACAAUACAUGUAGGUGAGAUUGGGGAUAUGUAGUAAUCGAAUUAUCUAUUGUCCAUCACUUUGUUGUCCUUCAAAAAAACUUGCUCUCCAUAAUUUCCUCAUUCAUGGAAGAAUAUUUGCAUACCCUAUAACAAAUAGAACAUAGAACCUGAUAGUUCAUGUGUCAGGGUAUCACAUUUAAGAAGCAGAUGCUUUAUUCAAGGUCAAGGUUAUACUUAAAAGUAAAAGUACAGAUCUUAAUUGUUCUGCGGAUCAUGUGCAUCUUUACUUCCCCAUGCAUAAUUAGACAGAUAUCAAGGACGAGAACCAGAUGUCUAUCUAUAUGACCUGGAUCAUCUUUUGAGGUCAAAGUUUAAAUUCAGCUUUGACAUUUUCUGAUAGGACUUAUAUCUCUAUAAAUUAACCCUUUAUUGAAGGAGUUCAAUAACUUGGUUUCAUUAACAGUUUGUAAUACAAGAUCAACAUAGUUACCUUUAUGGUCAAUGUCAAAGUCAUGUAUUUAGGUCAAAGAUUUUAAAAGCUUUGUCUAUUUGUCUAUGCUCCAUGUCUGUAUUGAAAUUGUAUGUUGGGGAUAUAAAUGACCAUUAAUGAUUCAUGUAUCUAUAAUUUGCUUAAAUUCCUUGAAAGUGUACUAUUUUGGCAAAAUUAUUCAAAUAUAAAUAAUUGUUUUCCUUAAACUAGAAAUGGCGCGGCAGAGGCCGACGCGUAUCCCCACAUCACAUAUUUGACCCAGGGGCACCUCAGGGUUUGUAAUGGGGCCAUGCAUAGUUGAGAUUGACUGUAUUGUCAUAAGAAAUGUUCAGUAUCAAUUGGAAGUAAAUCGGUGUAGAAAUGAAGCAGUUAAUGUAAAAUAACAUUAAACAAGAGAUGUGUUUGUCAGAAACACAAUGCCCCCUACUGCACCGCUUUGAUUUAUUAAAAAAAUUAUCAUUUGGCAGGUUCAUUAAUUACAACCCUUUAAAGCUUAUUACUUCCCUUGUUUGUUUGUUUUUUACCUUUGACUUUGAAGGAUGACCUUGGCCUUUCACCACUCAAAAUGUGCAGCUUCAUGAGAUACACAUGCUUGUCAAAUAUCAAGUUGCUAUCUUCAAUAUUGCAAAAGUUAUGGCCAAUGUUAAUGUACAUAAAAUAAAUAAAUGUGUGAAAAUCUCUGACCCGGCACCACCCCAACCCCCAUAACUUUUGACCCAGGGGUCAGUUCAAAAUUCCAAAUAGUGCAGGGUCGCAGAUAUGCUCAUAGCUACCAUGUUUGUAAGUUUCAAGGGUAUAGUGCUUAUAGUGUAGGAGGAGAUAGUCGCCAGGACGGACAGAGGGACGGCAGAGAUAUCCACAAUAUCCCCAUGCUUUUCAAAAAGCGUCGGGAUAAUGAAAAAACAUCUUGCAUUUAGAAGUGUGUUAUGUUGGUAUGGGCUUAUACCAGCAGAUCUGUUUCAUAGCAUCCAAGAUGUACUGUUGGUUUUUCUAUUGUUAUGAAUCUGAAGUGAAUCUCAAAUAGUCAUUAAUGGAGUUGCCCUAUGUAAAAUUGGGCUCCAUAGAAUAAUUUAUUAUCAACUAAGGUUUUCUUCAGUGUUUAUUACCUCAUGUAAUGAUUAGCCAUGAUAAAGCCGUCACACAUGUUUUUGCUCAUCAAGCAAUCUGAUUUAUUUUACUUCCUGGUUUUCACCAUAAAAACAUUUGAACAAUGCUCAAGUGUGCAAGACAAAACAAUGAACUUUCAAUAAUGUACUAUAUGAAUGCAUUAUGAAAAACAUAUUAACACUUAUCAACCAACAUACUAUAGAUACAUGUGGCUUUAAAUUUCCACGUUUCUAUAGUACACUGAUGCAAUCUCCAUGUUCAUACUUGUACAUGCUGUUCUGACAGUAACUACGACGCAUGAUGUAUAAUAGCCUUCAAUAUGGUUACUUUCCUAAUUGCCAUCACUUUAGUUUUAGAUGUAAUGUGUGUCAUCUAAAGAUUUCAAUAAGAAAUUGAAUGCACAUGUUUUCUUACAUUAAAUUGUCAUUCCAAUCAAAGGAAACAAUUCACUUUUUCUACAGCAUUAACCACACAGAAAUUGAUCACAUUUUUUUUCUCAUUACAAAGCUGGUGGGAUGAUGAUUGAUGAAAAUGUUAUUUCUAUAAUAUAUUUCUUUGGAUUGCUUAUUUAUGUAUUGAAUGCUUGUGAUCUAUUAAUAUUAGAAUCUUGUACAUGAUACAGAAAAUUAAAUUGCACUGAAAUUCAUUUACAUACAAAAAUAGUAUUGAUUUUAGGGAUGAUUUAUAACAAUUCAAAUAUUGUUGAGCAUUAUAUUGCAUUUUUAUUUAAUUAAAUAUGUUUUGAAAAAUUUGCUAGUUCGAAAUUAUGUUCUGUCUGUAAAGAUUAUACUGGUUGGGGCCCUUGCUACAGUUACAUGAUAGGGGAGGUGAUCACUGUGAGGAAUUUGGUUAAACACGUUGGCUUACCGAACUUGUUGCCUGUCUCGAUGUAGGAGUUGUCUUAAUUUAUGCAAGUUUCAUGUUGAUACUGUUUUAUUAUGCUCCCUCAAAAUUUAUUUUGGGGGGAGCAUAUAGUCGCCGCUUCGUCUGUCCGUCCGUGUGUCCGUCCGUGCACAAUUUUUGUCCGGGCUAUUUCUCAGCAACUAAUGACAGAAAUUCACUGAAACUUUAUGGGAAGCUUAACUUCCAAGAGUAGAUGUGUCCCCCCCCCCCCAACUACUGUGCCCUCAAGACGUUUCCUUUUAUCUGAAUAUAUAGUGCAAUAUUGUGACAAAAAAAAACUUUGGGGAGCAUCACCCGUCUCCGACGGUUUCUUGUUGCAUGUAAAUAGUCUGUUGUAAUUUAUGCCCAUAUAAAUUAUGCAAUAUGUUAAUAAACAACCCUCAUAAAUUUAUUGUACAUAUAUGAUAAUGUAAUAUAAAGUAUAUAUAAGACUGUUCAUGUCAGGUAAAGUACAUUAUGCGAUGAAUUCCAGUAGUCUGCUGUGAUUAAUUAUAAAGCUUGGUUAACAAAUAAAAUAGUUGAACAAA
Dreissena polymorpha is the source of this 4282-nucleotide messenger RNA. RefSeq names its product protein-S-isoprenylcysteine O-methyltransferase-like. The coding region runs from base 135 to 1028 and encodes 297 amino acids. NCBI's taxonomy places the organism in Eukaryota, Metazoa, Mollusca, Bivalvia, Myida, Dreissenidae. The record is from RefSeq and is a predicted model, not a curated record. Gene Ontology annotation, cellular component: endoplasmic reticulum; membrane. The transcript has 4 exons. Gene Ontology annotation, molecular function: protein C-terminal S-isoprenylcysteine carboxyl O-methyltransferase activity. Gene Ontology annotation, biological process: C-terminal protein methylation.